CUGGUAGUGUGGUCAUGACUCAUUUCUUCUUUAUUUCUAGUAAGUGAGCCAAUUCAGUGCUCUACACACAGUUCAAUGUGUUUCCCGAGCCCAACUCGUAGCCCACACUGCACCCAGCAAUGCCACCUUUCUUCUGGGCUGUGCUGUGGUCAGCGAUUCUUCCUCUGGCUCUCUCUGGUCCAGAUCGGUGUAACGUCAGCGUGAGCAGCAGCGCACGGGUAGCAGCGUCUCCAUUGCUGAAGUCCUUACAGUGCCAUAAUGACUACUACUCCUUUAUCCACUGCAGCUGGAGGGAACUCACAAACACACGACUGCAGCUUUGGCUGCAGACAGAAAACAGAUCGUUAUGCAAGCCGUACAGUCCACCAGGCCCAGGUGAGCCCGGCAUUGCCCACUGUAGAUUUGAAGCUAGUGUUUUUGCAGUUGGCUCCCAACACACCGUCUUCUUCCUCAAGGAGGAGCCAGUGACCAUCUGCUCGUCUGCUCCGCACAAGCCCCUGCAUCUUUCUCAGCUCUUGAGAGCACGCACACCGGUGGCCCUGUCCUCACGUGACGCAGGUGACGGAGGCCGGCUGCUCAGCUGGUCCAGUCCCUACCCGUCCUCCUCCGCCUUGAACAAAAACCUCACGUACCAGCUCAGCUACAAGACAGACAGACAUGACAAAUGGACCACUGAGGACAUCAUGAACACCAGUGUGAAACUGGAGAAGCAGCUAUUGCUUCCGGGUCACAGGUAUGAAGCCAAGGUGCGGGCCCGAGUCAGCGUGGGCCAGUGGAGCGAGUGGAGUCCUAUGGUGACCUGGCAGACUGAACAAGACACUGGGCAAUUUCCCAAUUUGCACUGUGUGUUGGAUGGAGAGACGGUGGUGAUAUGUAGCUGGGAGGUGAGCAGAGAGCUGGAUCACUUCAUUGCCUACCAGCUGGCAUGUCGCAGCCAGCCUGCAGCUAAGCCUGAGAUAUGCUGCAAGAAACCAAACGUCAAUUCUGACCCCGGUGGGCCCAUGGUGAAGUACAACUGUUCGCUGCCUGUUGCAGACCCUGCACAGCUGCUGGAGCUCAUACCAACACACAGUGCCAAGAGUUUUGAGGCCUACCACCGCAUCCGUCCUACACCACCACUGCAGGUAAAGGUGACGGAGAAAGGCAGCAACUGGGUUGUGAAAUGGAUUGCACCCCCCAUAGCUUCAGAAGUGGAGCUGAGUUAUCAGGUCAGCUAUUACAUGACUCAGGAUCCGGGAUCUUCUAAACUGCUAAACAUUUCACUGGGGUCCACAUCCCUGACCAUCCUGGGAAUGUCUCUGGCCCCAUCCCAGCAUUACCAGGUCAAAGUCAGAGCGCUGGUCAGUGAACGUUCGCUCUACAAGGGAAUCCCCUCUGAAUGGACCAAUCCUGUGGACUGGACCUCACAUGCAGCCACCUGGUCCUUCACCACCCUGAUAUAUGUCUUCACUGGUUUGUUUGUGGGCUCAGUUUUCCUCAUACUCUACUGUACCAUUCCAGCUUGUAAAAGGAGGGUGUACCUGUGGGUGGACUCAAUUCCUUCUCCAAGCAAAAGCAAAAUCCUGUCUGAGUUCAAGUUUACCAUCAGUCAGACUCUAAUACAGAGUGAGGACACUUCCAGCUGCAAGGUGCUCCGCUUCGACUCCAUAUCUACAUGCACCUCAGACUCCUCCCUAUGGUCAACCAAGGACACUGACCAAAAGUGUUUGGAGCAGGAAAAGGGCAACUGGAUCUGUGACAACCUGCCCACCUUUUCAGAGAAGGUUAAGACCUUGGACAGAACUUCUGUCAACUUCAGCGGGCCAUACAUCUUCUGUCAGGCAUCCGAGUCCAAACACACACCAGUGGGUAUCCAGUGUGAAGACAAAGAGAAAGAAGAAAACAUCUCACCCAGCGACUCUUUAUCUCCAGUGCAUGUGGGUCUUUACAGAGAUGAUUACAUGUGUCUGCCCGGCCCCCCCAUGUCCAGGUCCACACAGGAUCUCGUAUCUCAUGGUGAUGCCAGCACAAACACACACAGCCACCACAUCGCUGAGCUGGACCAACAGUGUCCAGACACCACACCGUGGCCAGAAAAGCCUGGCCUCGGCGAUCCCACCGCCAGGGACCAACCUCCAGCUUACACCUGCGGACCUUUCACCUCUUGGCCUCAAGGGGGCAACAUACAUGCCUCGGGGUACUGCCACCUCCCCCCGUCUUAAAGAGCAGCCUGCAGUAUGCAAAGGAAGAGCACAUCAAGGAGGAUCCAUCAAGCUUUUUAAGCAGAUAUGACAGUUAAUCAAGCAGUGAAUUCUUGUUUUUUGUAUAAGCGUUCUAUUUUAUUUCAAGCUCCUCCUUCCAUGUGGGAAAAAAACUACACACCUGUGUACCUGGAGGAGGGCAGUGAUGAAUCCAUGAAAUGAUGGACUGCAGUAUGGCACACACAUAAGUUCUAUCUCUAGAUUUCUUUUCAGAAGCACGAUUAAAUAACAAGAUCCUCUUGUCAUCUUAUAUAAUCCAAUACAAUUGCCCUGCAAGAAUGUUUGUGAUGCUCAAAAUGUGUCAUUUUCACUGAGCCUGAGAUUCAGUCUUCUCAUUAAAUUAUGAUAAUUUACUCAUUCUGUGUAGUUUCCCCACACAUGGUAAAUGGACUGUAUUUAAUCUAACCACGGACUCUUAAGAACAGUGCUGACAUCAAGCCUUGUAUGACUUUCUUUCUCACAGCUGAGGUAAGAAGUGAAUUAUGUAAACAGCAUUUCAUGGGAAAAGCAUGUACAUCUUCUGCCUGCUGGUGUUCGCUGUGUCGUGUACAGUAUGCAUGUUUGCACAAAGGUGUGUGAGUUGAGACCUUUUUGUCAAUGUUGUAGCCCAAGUGUUGGUGAAUGUACCAUAUGUUAUUUACUUCACAUUGUGCUGAUACUGCUGUGGUGGAUCACACCAGUGGUGUCACUGUGUGUAGGUUUUCUGAGGCCUGCAAAGACAUGAUAGAGAAAACAUGUUAAAGCUACCUGUGAAACAGGAGCCUUGUCUUCAGGAAUGUAAUAUCUAAACAAUGCAAAUACUGCACCUUGCCUAUGCGUAAGCUUUACC
This is a messenger RNA of Monopterus albus (swamp eel), 3069 nucleotides long. It is a transcript of the gene csf2rb, whose product is annotated as colony stimulating factor 2 receptor subunit beta. The coding region runs from base 120 to 2201 and encodes 693 amino acids. Gene Ontology annotation, biological process: cytokine-mediated signaling pathway. Gene Ontology annotation, molecular function: cytokine receptor activity; protein binding. NCBI's taxonomy places the organism in Eukaryota, Metazoa, Chordata, Actinopteri, Synbranchiformes, Synbranchidae. The transcript is spliced from 14 exons. Gene Ontology annotation, cellular component: external side of plasma membrane. The record is from RefSeq and is a predicted model, not a curated record.